AUGUAUGUGAGAAACAUUAUAGUGACUGAGUACAUGUUCUACUUAAAAAAUACUGAAAUAGUCAGUUCGUCCAGGCUGCUGAGGGGGAGGGAGGUAUUCUGCUUCCGCACCCAACACCCGAAGCCCGUGCCGGACGCCCAGACCAACUCGUCCGUGCCCGACGCCGAGAGCGAGACGCUCGUGCCCACAGCCGCCACGACCAACUCGCCCGUGACCAACGCCAAGAGCGAGACGCCCGUGCCCGCAGCCGCCGAGCUCGAGGCGGGUUUCCAGCGACUAGCAGAUAGACACUUAGCAAGAGAGCUCGCGACAGAGGAAGGGUAUCCGGGGGCGCCAUCUCCUUUCACGUGUGUUCUAUUUCUUUAA
Molecule: messenger RNA, 366 nt
Organism: Phytophthora sojae
Lineage: Eukaryota; Oomycota; Peronosporomycetes; Peronosporales; Peronosporaceae
Exons: 5
Coding region: 1-366 (121 amino acids)
Source: RefSeq, a predicted model, not a curated record